AUGCUGCAGAAGGGCACUCAGUCCUACUUGGCGGGCGCCGCGUUCUUGAAAGCCAAUUGUCUCCAGGCCUUCCGGAGGAUUUUGACCGGUCCGCUGGACGACUUGGCCGCCAGCACCUCCCGCAUGAUGAUUGCCCUCUCCAAGUCUUGCUACGGUGUGCACGUUCACAUGCUGGAUAUCUUGGAGACGGUGCUCGCGGCCAUCGGAAAUCCGGCCUCUGGGUCCUUGAGAGUCAUCUCCCUCUCGGAGCUCUUCGUGGCUUUGAGUGAUCAGCGAACUGUCGAGGUGCUGGGCGGGAUCAUCGAGUUGCCCAACAUCAUGGCCUUCCUGGGCCUGGCGCGCUCCUCCGUGGCCGCCCGUCGCGAGCUGGUGCAGAAGUGGCUGGAGAACUUUGGUUCCUCCCUCUAUGAGCUGGAUGAGGUGUCGGAGUCCUUUGCGAAGAGCACCCUGGAGGGACUUCUGUACGUCUCCUCACGUUCGACCUUGGAUCCGGACGAGGCCACGGACUUCCGCAAAGCCCUGUUUAGCCUCAUUUUGAAACGUGUCGAGACCUGGAGGAAUUCCUACUUCGGUCCUUACGAGUUCCUCUCCGAGACGGUGAUGUCUUCCUUGGUGCCCAUGUGCGAGAUGCAGCCGGACUUGUGCGGCGCACUGGUGGCCCUGUUCCAUAGCUUCAUCACGCACGGUGAGACGAGGUUGUUGGAGCGUGUGUGGGCUGGUGGUUUCGUGCCAUGGCUUUGCAAACGCUUGGGCGACAAGUCGAAGAUUCAGCUGGCGAUGGCGGAGCGAGAACCCUUGGUGGUGGAAGGUGGCUCCAAGGAGAUUCCGCGCGACGUGCCGCACCAAGUCGCGAAAGGUUGGGAUCGCCACAAGGAUAUGGUCAGCAUGCAAGCGAUGGUGGUGCGCAUCGUCACCGAGCUCUACAACCUCUUCCCCGCCGACUUCGGGGCCGCGGUGGCCAAAGAGGAAUCCUUGGUGCGAAACUUGCGCGAGCAUGUGACCUUCUACUGCCAACAGACCGACUGGCCCAUGAAAGAAGACAAGGAGGUGACAGAUGCUGUGGAAGCGAUCAUGUGCUAUGAGAUGCAGCUGGCCCUGCGACUGGUCUACGACAUCAACGAAGACUUACAGCGGCUGCUGGUGCAACAGGGUCUACUGGGCGUUUGCUGCACCAUCCUAUUGCCAACCCCCAAGCGGCAACAGGAGAUGCGCGCAGCCAUUGGAGAAGAGAGGAGCCGAGUUUGUGCGAAAUGGCGUCAAACCGAUCUGGACCGCUGGUACAGCGCCGCCUUUGGAAAGCGCGCCCCGCCCCGCAGCGUGGUUGCGCUUUGGAGCCUCCCUCUACGCGACUUGCGCUUUACCUGUUGGCCGGGCUCUCGUCGAGCGAGGAUUGUGACGGCCUUGCGCGGGGGCAAGAGCCUUGCAGAUUUUGAGAACCUCGAGGCGAAUAUCAAAUCAGCCAUUUCGCCAGAGGCAAAUGCUUUCUUGAGGAUCCUCAAUAUCCUGGGAGAGCUGAGCAAGACGGACGACGCCCCAGACACAUCAACCAAGGAAGGUUUGAAAGAGCUUGUUUUGCGCCACAUCCAGGCUUCAAAGUUGGACAUUGAUGAGGUCAAAACCUUGCCCGGCUUCCAGAAUGCCGAGGCUGUGCUUGGCAACUUGAAGUCAACUUUGGAGAAGACUUUGUCGGACUUGCGCCAGAAGCUUGAAGCCCAGAAAAUUGCUUUGAAGCCCAUCUUUGAUGAUUACUUACAAUGGAGCUCUAGCCUCGCAAAACCAGGCCUUCAGCCCAUUGCGGAGCUGGAGAUGAUGGCUCAAACCCUUGUGCCGUUCAAAGACGACUUCAAGCCCGACGUUGAGGGUGGCAGCGCAGAUUCCCUCAUCGCCUCUUUCAAUGAAUUCGUGAACUUGGGUAGUCUUCUUGGUCAAGAACUAUCUCUGACCGCAGCUUGCUUGAUCGGAGCUGAUUUGAGCACAACCGAUUUGAGCAAAGUUGAUAUUGUCAAACAAGUGGCGGGAUUUUACCAGUAUUGCCAGUCACACAAUUUGAGCAAAAAGGUCCUGCCCAAGCCAUUGGUCGAGCGCUUGGACAAAAUUGUCAAGGACUGA
Durusdinium trenchii is the source of this 2109-nucleotide messenger RNA. The record is from the annotation of a GenBank genome assembly. Lineage: Eukaryota; Dinophyceae; Suessiales; Symbiodiniaceae.